AUGUCCAAGGAACUCCCGCGCCACGUGAGACGGUCAUCAUCGCCGGCAUCCUACACCAGCGGCACCAGCAGCAGCCCCCGGAAUCCCUUGGACCAGUGCGAGAUGAACUUCCGGACGCUGCUCGGCUUCGUCUCGACCCGCGUCCUGCGCGGCGGCCCGCGCCUCGUCAUCCAGCUCAUCCUCGCCGCCUUCGCGCUCCUCAUCCUCGGCAGGUUCUUGGCCUCGCCGACGUCGUCGGAUACCCUCUUCAGCUCCGGCUCGCGAUGGAGCUGGUCGCCCUUUGGCGGUAGCGUCGACGACACGACGAGCGCCGUUGGCACCGGCAAACCCGGCGGCGUGAGGGUCGUCGCUUUCGGAUCGCCCGACAUCGCGACGCCUUCGACAGGCAAGGGAACGGAUGGCAAGGGCUGGACCGAGAUGCUCUGCGAAGAGCUGCGAUGCUCAUCUCACCACUCCUUCAUCCCCUCCAUCAGCCUCCCCGCUCAGGCCAUGACCUCCAACGAGCACUACCGGCACACCAUCGCCAAGGUCACCGCCGAUAAUGAGCAGUCCAAGGCGCCGGGCUACAACUACGACUUCCUCCUCGAGCAGUUCCCCCUCUCCGACACCAUCGCCGACCUCAAGGCCCAGGUCGACGGCUUCCUCGCCCAGCCCCAGCCCCGCGACCUGCCCCGCGAGACCGUCUGGGUCUUCACCUUCGGCACCUGGGACGUCUGGGCCCUCGCCUCGCUGCCGCGCGAGCUGGGCCAGGACCUCGUCGACGCCGCCGUCGCCGCCCUGUUCGCCCAGAUCGAGCGCGUCUACCAGGCUUCCCUCGACGCCGAGUCCGCCGCCUUCUCCGACUUCUGGGCCUACCAGGACGCCUCGCUCAUCGAGAAGCUCAACGCCGUGGAGGACGAGGGCAGGGGCGAGGUGGACCCGCGCGAGGUCGAGAACUUCCGCCUAAUCGUGCCCGAGCUGCUCGACGUCUCCUUGACGCCCGGAUGGCACGCCCGCCGCCCCGCGCCGCCGAGCCCGCACACCAAGGCCGAGCAGAUGACCAACGCGGCGCACCUCACGGCGAGAUGGAACUCCGAGGUCAAGGGCCGCAUGGACAUGUGGAUGAGGACGGCGGAUCCGCGGGCGGAGGACGGCGAGGAGAAGGGCAAGUUCGGCUACGUCUCCUCGGGUGAGAACACCAACGCCGCCGCCGGCUCGCGCCUCCUUCGCGCCCGCGACGAGCGGGGUCUCAAACCCCCCGCCGAGGGCGAGGCGCUGCGCGUGCCGUUCCCGCGCCGCGUCGGCGCGCAGGUCGACGGCGCGACCUUCGUCCGCGAGGCCAUCGUCGAGCGGCAGCUGCGCGACCACGGGCUGACGGACCACACGGGCCGCGGCAACCGGACCGACGGCGGCGGCGGCGGCGAGGAGGAGCAGCAGGGCGGGAGCAUCUUCUUCGCCGAGACGUGGACCCCGUGCAUCUGGGCCAGGACGUCCGAGACGCCCGACGUCGACGGCGCGUACGCCGCGUGCGACAGCCCCGGCGACUACCUCUUCCACUCGCCCUUCACGCUGGGCGAGCGCGCGGUCCGCGAGACGGCGAGGAUCGCGGCCGCCGAGACCCGGAGCAGGCUGGCGUUUGUGGAUUCUUCUUCGGCAGACGAGGCCGAGGCCGAGGCGCAGGAGGCGGCGGCGGAGAAGACAAAGAGACGCGAGCGCCGCGGCGAGACGAGGGGGUUCCAGCGCGUCAUGCGCCCGAACCGCGCGAUGAGGCUCGUCGACGCCGCGUGCCCGACCCUGGACGUCUGCUGA
This is a messenger RNA of Colletotrichum higginsianum IMI 349063, 1788 nucleotides long. RefSeq lists its product as uncharacterized. Lineage: Eukaryota; Fungi; Ascomycota; Sordariomycetes; Glomerellales; Glomerellaceae. Bases 1 to 1788 code for a protein of 595 amino acids. The transcript is spliced from 2 exons. The record is from RefSeq and is a predicted model, not a curated record.